Molecule: messenger RNA, 2162 nt
Organism: Diospyros lotus (date-plum)
Lineage: Eukaryota; Viridiplantae; Streptophyta; Magnoliopsida; Ericales; Ebenaceae
Exons: 4
Coding region: 300-1805 (501 amino acids)
Molecular function (GO): RNA binding
Source: RefSeq, a predicted model, not a curated record
UAUAUUUUAAAUGUUACCAUUCCAUCAUUUGUUUCAAUCUUUCUUUGUCCAAAUACUUAAGUCACUGAGGUGUAGCCCAUUAAACUGAACUACCAAGGAUGGAUGAAUUAUGUUUUUGAACGUUAUCAUUCCAUAAUUUAUUUCAAAGUGAUAGAUAUAUUUUGUAAAUACAACUAAUGAAUGAAUGCAUUAUUUUGAUAGUAUUUUGCACUUGAAAACAUUUUGUCUCUUGCUAAGAAGACCUGAAUAAUGGACCCUAGUUGGUCUGGGCCCAAUCUGAAUCCUUUUUUAUAAUUCAAAUGGGCCAAAAUGUUGGACCGUUUAAAUUUUGGACAGCCCUCGACUGUCUCCGCUUGGCCUUGGCUUGGCGUUCUCAGCGCGCAGUCACAGACAGAGAGAGAGAGAGAGAGAGAGAGAGAGAGAGCGAGGGAGCGAGCGAACAAGAGGAGGUUGUAAAAAUGGCGAUGAGGACUCUGCGUGGAUCGCACCAGCUUAGAUAUCUCUUCUCCAAUCCUAGAAUUUUCACUCCAACACCAUACCUAGCGAUUCUUCAAAAACCUAGUAGCGUUUAUGAUGUUUGGUGCAAGGUUUCCGGUCACAAACCAGCUACUUUGCUGAUAUCUCCUUUUCUGGGGACUCUAUGGAUUCAUUCUGGUCAAUUUCUGAACACGGACGACAAAGUUUUGGAGCAACCAAAGCACUCUGAAAGCAUCAUAGCUGCUGAUGGCCCUUGCGAUGGCAAUGGUACAAAGAAAAGGAAGAAACUGAAGGGAAAAAGAGCUGUUGUUAGGUGGUUAAAGUUCUUGAGAUGGAAGAAAAAGAAAGAAUAUAAAAGAAUGACAGAAGAAGAAAAGAUCUUAUACAAAUUGAGGAAGGCUCAAAAGAAAGAGGAAAGGCUUGUUGAAGCUCUCAAGAAGAUUGAACCUAAGGAGUCAUUGGAAACGACCCAUGAUCCAGAGAUACUGACACCAGAAGAACACUUCUAUUUCUUGAAGAUGGGCAUCAAGUGCAAAAACUAUGUUCCGGUUGGGAGACGAGGAAUAUACCAGGGUGUAAUCUUAAACAUGCAUUUGCAUUGGAAGAAACACCAAACUCUUAAGGUGGUGGUCAAGACGUUUUCACCAGAGGAGGUAAAGGAGAUUGCCGCAGAGCUAGCAAGAUUGAGCGGAGGAAUUGUGCUUGACAUUCAGGAAGAAAACACCAUUAUCAUGUACAGAGGGAAGAAUUACUCUCAGCCACCAACAGAGAUAAUGUCACCCAGGAGUACCCUCCCCAGAAAGAAGGCUUUAGAUAAAUCCAAAUAUAGAGAUGCACUUCGAGCCGUUAGGAAGUGUAUCCCAAGACUUGAACAGGACCUUGAGCUGCUUCAAGUAAAAGCUGAUAAUAGGAGUAAUGUUAUGGAAGAAUCCCUUUCUACUGGCACUGAAGAUGUUGCCUCUCAAAGUCUUUUAAAUUCACAGCAGGAGAAUUCCGAGAGGCUGAGGGCGUUGAUGGCUGAGAAUGAUGGAUCCCAGGACGAGGAUGACUCCGAAACUGAUUUAGUUAUGUGUUCAGAUUCCGAAGAUCUGUCAGAUAUCUUUGAGACAGAUUCUGAUACACAGAAUGAAGAGAAUACUGAACGGCCACUCUACCUGGAUCAGUUCCAAAAAUUCCCUGCUCAAACCGACAGAGAAACAGAAGGCAUUGAGGAGCUUCUGCAACAAGCAGCUGGAGGGAAAGAUGAAGAGAAACUGGACCUUGAUGAGGUGGAUCAGAUGUUUCUGAGAGCUGCAUCACUUUUAAAGAAGAAAAGAGGUAAAAGUUGAGAACUCUUUAUGGGAGUUACUUUGAUCUUCUGUUAAGUUUGUUAAUAAAUCAUUAAUUUAGCCUCUAGGUAGGUGUGCUUCUGUUCCCACCCAAACUGAAGUCUGUUUUGUCUUCACCUGUUUGUGAAGGCCAUGAAAGAACUCUAUAUGGGAAUUAGUUGGUAAUUCUUCUAUUUAUUGCCACAAAGAUUGUGGUCUCUUCAUAAGUGUGUAAUUCUUUCGUACUUCCCGGUAUCGUUAUUCUACUUGUGCAAGCAUUGUACACUACCCCACCCAUGAAUGGGCGGCCUUUGUGCCUGAAUCUCGUCUUGGGUUGAAUUGGGCCUUUGGCCUGAGUAUUGGGCGCUCUAUUUAUUA